This is a messenger RNA of Zootermopsis nevadensis, 2518 nucleotides long. RefSeq names its product facilitated trehalose transporter Tret1. Gene Ontology annotation, biological process: transmembrane transport. Gene Ontology annotation, cellular component: membrane. Lineage: Eukaryota; Metazoa; Arthropoda; Insecta; Blattodea; Termopsidae. Gene Ontology annotation, molecular function: transmembrane transporter activity. The record is from RefSeq and is a predicted model, not a curated record.
CCGUCUAACAGCUCACUUUCCUGCAGUGAAGACAGCCGUCAGGUAAAAGGACUAUUAAGACGAUUCGAAAGCUAAAUUAUAUUAUACAGGCCUACAUGAGACAAAUAUAGUAAAACGAAGAAGACCACAAUACCAGUCAAGUUAAGACAAUAUACUUUUCAGGACUGUGCAUACAACGCAAAAUGGAAAUCAAUGCACAAGAGUCCCUGAUGUCAGAAUUUGACAUGCCAUCUGUAAUGCAAGUGAAACGUGAAUCCAAAUCACGUCCCAUUUUUGCUCAGGCAAUAACUGCAACUUUGGUGUACUUGACUGCUAUCUGUAAUGGUUUAAGUAGUGGUUAUUCAGCCAUCCUCCUUCCUCAGCUUCGAGCAAACAACAGUGGCUUUGAAUUGGAUGAAGAUAUUGAGUCAUGGAUCGUAAGCAUCUAUAUUGGUGCUACACCAGUGGGUUGUCUUCUAAGCGGAAUCAUGAUGGAUGUGUGGGGCAGACGGCCCACUGUUCAGAUUGCUGUUUCCUUUGUGUGUGUUGGCUGGAUACUGAUAGCCACUUCAAGUACAUACCCACUUAUGCUCGUUGGGAGAGCACUGGGUGGCUUUGGGAAGGGUGCAACCACUCCUGCUAUCACUUUCCAUUUGGAAGAGAUGGCAGACCCUAGACUAAGAGGCACACUAUCUGCUUGUAUCCUCCUGAUGUAUUCCAUAGGCAUUAUGUUAAUUUCUCUGAUUGGCACCAAUAUGAGUUGGAAAAUAGCAGCAGGACUUGCAGCUGUCAUUGGUUUUGGGGAUCUUGUGGGCUACAGUCUUCUGCAUGAGAGCCCAGUGUGGCUGGUCAGAAACAAUCAUAUCAACAAGGCUAAUCAGGUGUUCAGCUGGUUAUGGGGAUCCGGGCAUCCUGCAGAGGUGGAGAGAGAUCUACAGAAACUUUUAAAAAGAAUAAAGGAUGAGAACACUGAACUUGCCAAACAAAUUAAUACAAAUGUGGCCCCUUAUCAGAAAUGGAAACAGUAUUUCAAACCUCAAAUAUACAAGCCAUUCAUUAUCGUCCAUGUUUUCAACAUCAUUCAAAUUAUCUGUGGAACUAAUCUCUUCAUUUUCUAUGCUGUGGAUAUCAUCUCAGGUCUGAACAGUGAUGGGAGUGUGGAUAUCAACUUAACUACCAUCUUAACAUCAAUUGUAAGAGUUGUAUUCAUGGUUGUCUCUUGUAUAAUAUUAGUAUGGAUUGGACGUCGAACAGUAUGCAUUUCCUCAGGUCUUGGUUCAGGUAUUGCUGCAAUACUAAUUGGUACAGUUGUUCGUAUGCAGAACGUUCAAGCAUGGAUAAUAGUUAGUUUGGUACUCAUAUAUGUGGCCUUCAAUACAUAUGGAUAUUUUGUACUACCACCAUCGAUGAUAGGAGAAAUACUGCCAUCUAAGAUUAGGUGUGUUGCUGGGGCUUACAUUUUUACUAUGAAUGACAUUGGAAUGUUUUGUGCAAGUAAAGCCUUUCCUUCAAUUCUUAAUGCAACUGGUAUCUAUGGACUUUUUUGGAUAUUUGGUGUGUCUUCAUUAGCGUGUUCACUGUUUUUAUACCUAAUGUUACCUGAAACAAAAGGACGCUCUCUUGUGCAAAUAGAAGAGUAUUUCCUGAAACCAAAUGUUUUAUGGCUGACGAGCAAUAAAGCAAUGUAACUUUCACAUUUGAAAUGCUGAUGCAAUGCACUAACCAAGAUCUAAGAGUUGAUAUUUUAAUACCAGUGAGGUUUUUAUGUAUCACAUUUGAGGAUUUGGACUUGAUUCAUAUGGCUCUAGAUAGGAUCCUGUGGCAUGAUUAUGUAAACAUGGUAUCAUCCUCUGGGUUUCAUAAUAGGCACAGAAUAUCUCAGCUAGCUGAGUGACCAUUGCCCUUUCAAGAAAAACUCUGUUCCAUGAACCUAGUUGUGUCAUGCACAAAAUGGACACAUAUUUUUACAUCAGAAUUAAUUACUGUAUAACUUUCUUGUGAGAUCAACGGGGAUAAAGAUUUUCUUGCAUAAUAAAGUGCACUAACUUUUAUUUUGCAAGGAACUGAUACAGCCCUUGGAUGCCACAUGCUUUUCUUCUGUAAGGAGAAGCAUUUCUCAGACACUUAAUAUCAUCUCAGUUCAACAAAUGUCAGAAAAGUCAGUGGCACUCUCUGUCACCAAAUUCUACUUAACUUUUCAUGAAAGUUAUAGCACCCUCAGGGUUAGCAUGUGUGACUUAUGAGUAUUUUGUGAAUAACCUUUGAAAAACACCUAUAUCCUGAUAAGAGUGUGUUGAGUAUGUAAUUUUUCCCAUGUUGAGAUUCCAUAAAUCAAAACUGUUUACUUGUAUCUACAUGCUCUUACCCUAAAACUGUAUACAUGUAAGGGUAAUCUUAGGACACAUUUGUCUUAUUGCUGCUGAGAGCCAAUUUUAAGUUUUAUUUUAGAUAAAAACUUGUGGUCUGUGUAAGCUAGCUAUUGAGAUGUAAUGUAUCUCAGGACUGUUAACAGAGUAAAUCUAUCAAACAGUGCACAACA